CUGUGCAUGACAGCUCUUAGGAAACAUGGUUUUGUAACAGCCGGUAACAGCUUUAACCUCAUCCUUUAUCAUUUACCAGCUCAGCUCCAGCGGACGACUCAGGGCUCAAAAUGUUACUGUCUUCAAUACGGACAUCGAUGUUAUGCGGUUGCAGAAGCGCCAGCAAGAGAUUUCAACAAAGCAGUCGGAGUCCACAGCUACGACAAUGGCUUGUGAAGAGAGGUCAGAGUACCAUCACAGCAGAAGCCGAGACAUCCUCCACCCUGUCAGCAGCCUCUGUCCCCAAUGCAGCUACAAAUCGCAUAGUAGGUCGCUGGUUACUAGGCUGCAGUGGGUUGGUGGUCGGGGCUGUUGUGUUGGGUGGUGUCACAAGGCUAACAGAAUCUGGGCUUUCCAUGGUUGACUGGCACCUGGUGAGAGAGAUGAAGCCACCUCAGUCGCAAGCAGAGUGGGAGGCUGAGUUUUCCAAGUACCAGCAGUUUCCUGAAUUCAAAAUAAUGAACCAUGACAUGACUUUGCCAGAGUUUAAGUUUAUUUUCUACAUGGAGUGGGGUCAUCGUAUGUGGGGCAGACUGGUUGGACUUGCGUACAUUCUCCCCACUGUUUACUUUUGGAGGAAAGGAUACUUCACUCGCUCCAUGAAGGGGAAAGUGCUGGGGCUUUGUGGAUUUGUCUUCUUCCAGGGCCUUCUGGGAUGGUACAUGGUAAAAAGCGGUCUGGAGGAAAAGCCAGAGUCUCAUGACGUCCCGCGUGUUAGCCAGUAUCGCCUGAGUGCUCACCUUGGUUCAGCCUUGCUACUCUACUGUGCCAGUCUCUGGACGGGGCUUACCAUGAUGCUGCCUGCACACAAGAUUGCAGAAACCACACGUCUCAUGCAGCUCAGGAGGUUUGCCAAGGGUACUGGUGGACUUGUCUUUCUCACAGCUCUUUCAGGUGCUUUUGUAGCUGGUUUGGAUGCUGGGCUGGUGUAUAACUCCUUCCCUAAGAUGGGAGAGCGAUGGAUCCCUGAUGAUCUGCUGGCCUUCUCUCCCACCCUCAAGAACUUCUUUGAAAAUCCAACGACUGUGCAGUUCGACCACAGAAUUCUGGCGAUCUCCUCUUUGACUGCGAUUACAGGCCUCUAUCUGUUCUCAAGAAGGAUGGUGCUGCCCAGGAGGGCUAAGGUCGCCAUCAGUCUCCUUGCAGCAAUGGCUUAUGGACAGGUUGCCCUCGGUAUCAGCACACUUCUACUGUAUGUCCCCACUCCACUGGCAGCUACUCACCAGUCUGGCUCUGUGGCUCUUCUCUCACUGGCCAUUUGGGUUCUGGCAGAACUCCGCAAGAUGCCCAAGUAAAUGCCUGCUACUUUAUUGGCAAAUCCAAUCCCUACUGGCCACGGCUCAAGCUUUUAAGAGCCAGCAGUGGCACUGGGAACAAGGCAUUUAGAAACAAGUGAAAAAAUGGCAGCGUUAAAAACUGAGAUGUUUUUCAUUUAACACAUUUUUAUGCAUCUGUCCUGCGGUGAUGCAAAGUAAACCUCAUGUGGUGAUAUUGAAAGCACAGGUGUUAUUUUGAUAAUUGCUCACCGUUCCACUUUCCAUGAGGUAUCGACUGAACCAUUUGCGGACACAUCAUUAAAAGAUACCACCUGAAUGCGACGUGUUCUGGUUUUCAAGGAAUAUACACAAAAGAAAUGCAAAAGCAAAAACAAGCAAAUUUUCAUUUUCUGUCCAGCUUCAAUGCUGUGUCAUUAAAGCUGGACAGAAAAGUGAAAAUUUGCAGGGUUUUCAGUUAAGGGUACAUUUUCGGUUUGCAGCCAGCCAGAGGUGGGCAGGAACAUGUUAAGUAGACUGAAUUGCUGUUUUUGUAACAGGAUGUUUGAAAGAAAAUUUCACUACGAAGACAUUACUCACCUGUUGCCUUGUGUCUGUUCAUACACUGCCUGUUGGUUGAAUUAGAUGUGGCAGUUGGGAUUAUGUAUAAUUAUGUAUAUUUAAAUUAUGAACCAUUUCUUGUUGACAUUGUGUUGGUGGAUUAUAAGAUAAAAAAAAACAAAAACAUGUGUAAUCUUGAUUGUUGCUUUGUACUGUAUCUUUAGACAUGUAAAGCUCUUAUUUUAAUAAAGACAAUUAUGUACAGUCUUUAAAAUUCAAACUCCA
Molecule: messenger RNA, 2138 nt
Organism: Seriola aureovittata
Lineage: Eukaryota; Metazoa; Chordata; Actinopteri; Carangiformes; Carangidae
Gene: cox15
Product: cytochrome c oxidase assembly protein COX15 homolog
Exons: 9
Coding region: 111-1334 (407 amino acids)
Biological process (GO): heme A biosynthetic process
Cellular component (GO): mitochondrial inner membrane
Molecular function (GO): oxidoreductase activity, acting on NAD(P)H, heme protein as acceptor
Source: RefSeq, a predicted model, not a curated record